GAAGAGUUAAGUAAAUAUUUCGUCAAGGGUGUGCUGGUCGCAUCCUCCCCUGUUGGAAUCUACCUUGUGUUUCAAGGAAUUUCUUUUUCAUUUCAAACUGUCAUAAUGGGAGGUUACGAUCUAGAAGCCGCUACCUUGAAACCCGCCGCCAAAUCGACGUCCUUGCUAAAAUGGCUCAUCAUCGGAACAAUUAUGGGUAUUGUUGGAAUUGGCGGCGUUCUUAUUGGCCUGGGAGUCUCGGGAAACCUCGGCAAAGGAAGUGAUGAGAACAACUUGAUCACAGGCGGACCCGCUCAGGCAGGAAUGUUCAAUGGGCAGAACCGACAGGGUAGCUUUGGACAGAACCAGAAUGGCUUCGGUAUGCUGGGGAAUGCUGUUGGCAUCCCUGACGAUACGCCAGACAAUGUUCCCGAUGUGGUUGAGAACGUUGUUGAAAAUAUCAACGAUGUCAGGAACGAUAUUGCAGACAACGUAGCCGACGUUGUUGACACUGCCUCUGACGCAGCUAAUAACGUCAUCGAUGCAGCUGCUGACAUUGUGGAUGAUGUUAACAACGAUGUGAAUGAUGUUGUUGACGACAUUCGCGAUGAUGUUGCAGAGAUUCGGGGUGAUGUGACUGAUACAGUUGAUGACAUGUUAGAUGAUGUCGACGAUGUGGCAGAUGGUGUCAACGAUGUAGCAGAUGAUGUCGACGAUGUGGCAGAUGAUGUCGACGAUGUGGCAGAUGAUGUGGACGAUGUGGCAGAUGAUGUGGCAGAUGAUGUCGACGAUGUGGCAGAUGAGGUCAAUGAUGUAACAGAUGAUGCCGACGAUGUGACUGACGUUGAUGAUGACGACAGUCGCGAAGAUGACGACAAUGUUUCCGAAGAUAUAGAUGAUGCCUUAGAAGAUAUUGCUGAGGCAAGGGAAGAUCUGGUCGACCAGGCGACGGAUGCGCUUGAGGACAGGUUGGACGGUAUCGAUGACCAAGCUGAUGAUGUAAGAGAUGACCUUGAAGACAGACUUGAAGCAUCACUGGAAGGUGCAGAAGCUGAUCUGGAGGAUGUCCUAGAAGAUAUCUUAGAUGACAACGAAUCGGAUGAUGAUCACAGCGACGACGACAGUUCUUUGGAGAAUAUAAGAGAUGCUUUAGAAGACAGAAUCGAGGAAUUGACUGAUAAUGAUGAUACAUAUGAAGGCCAAGAUGACGGAGUUGAUAAUGAUGACAGUGAUGACAGUUCUUUGGAGAAUAUAAGGGAUGGUUUAGAAGACAGAAUCGAGGACGUGGCAGGUGGUGAUAUAGGUGAUGAUGAUGAUGAUGACGAUGAUGGAUUUGAAAAGCAAGAUGGCAUUGAUAAUGAUGACAGUGAUGACAGUCCUUUGGAGAAUAUGGGGGAUGCUUUAGAAGACGGAAGCAAGGAUUUGACUGGUGAUGAUGAUGAUGAUGAUGACAGUACUUUAGAUAAUAUGAGGGAGGCUUUAGAAGACAGGAUCGAUGACGUGACUGAUGAUGAUGAUGAUAGUGAUGAUGGUGCAUUUGAAGAGCAAAAUGACGUUGAUAACGAUGACAGUCCUUUAGAUAAUAUGAGGGAGGCUUUCGAAGACAGGAUCGAUGACGUGACUGGUGAUGAUAAUGAUAAUAAUAAUGAUGAUGAUACAGUAGAAGGGCAAAUUGACACACCUGAUGAUCAAGAUGAUCUUUCUAACGAUGAUGAUGACACACCCUUGGACAAUAUGAGAGAGGCUUUGGAAGACAGAAUCGACACAAUCACUGACGACCGCACACCUGAUGAUCAAGAUGAUCUUUCUAACGAUAAUGAUGACACACCCUUGGACAAUAUGAGAGAGGCUUUGGAAGACAGAAUCGACACAAUCACUGACGAUCGCACACCUGAUGAUCAAGAUGAUCUUUCUAAUGAUAAUGAUGACACACCCUUGGACAAUAUGAGAGAGGCUUUGGAAGACAGAAUCGACACAAUCACUGACGACCGCACACCUGAUGAUCAAGAUGAUCUUUCUAACGAUGAUGAUGACACACCCUUGGACAAUAUGAGAGAGGCUUUGGAAGACAGAAUCGACACAAUCACUGACGACCGCACACCUGAUGAUCAAGAUGAUCUUUCUAACGAUAAUGAUGACACACCCUUGGACAAUAUGAGAGAGGCUUUGGAAGACAGAAUCGACACAAUCACUGACGACCGCACACCUGAUGAUCAAGAUGAUCUUUCUAACGAUGACGAUGACACACCCUUGGACAAUAUGAGAGAGGCUUUGGAAGACAGAAUCGACACAAUCACUGACGACCGCACACCUGAUGAUCAAGAUGAUCUUUCUAACGAUAAUGAUGACACACCCUUGGACAAUAUGAGAGAGGCUUUGGAAGACAGAAUCGACACAAUUACUGACGACCGCACACCUGAUGAUCAAGAUGAUCUUUCGAACGUUAACGAUGAUAAUGAUGACACACCCUUGGACAAUAUGAGAGAGGCUUUGGAAGACAGAAUCGACACAAUCACUGACGACCGCACACCUGAUGAUCAAGAUGAUCUUUCUAACGAUAACGAUGAUAAUGAUGACACACCCUUGGACAAUAUGAGAGAGGCUUUGGAAGACAGAAUCGACACAAUCACUGACGACCGCACACCUGAUGAUCAAGAUGACAUCUCUGAUGAUAUUGAUGACACACCCUUGGAUAAUAUGAGAGAAGCUGCGCUUGACAAAAUUGGAGACAUCAUCGAUAAUGCACCGCCAUAUGUUGUGGACUCAUCUGAAGAAGCUGACGAUGUUAUGGCUGAUUCAGUGGAAGACACGGUCGUUGAUGUUACAGAUGAACAAAAUGGUAUGAUUGAUACGAUGCAAGAUAUUGUUGGGGAUGUCAUGGAUGCAAGAAGUGAUGCAGUCGGCAACGUGGAUGACUCCUCGAUGGAUAUUGCUGAUAACUUUGCAGAUGCUGUUUAUAACGCGAGAGUGUCAAUUGACGAUGCCUUCAGUGACAGUGUUGAUGCAGCUGCUGACGUAAGAGACACUGCAGUAGAUGCCAUGUUGGAAAUGGACCCCACGAUAGGAACGAUAAACAACGGAGGGGACUCAAUGGACGGGUUAAUGAAUACCGAUGAAGAUGGAUUUGACGUUGUGGAUGAAUAAAACAAAUCUAGAUUAAUUUAUUUCCUACGCAUUGUGUGAUGUGAGUCUGUGUUUUCACAUGACGACAUUAUUUCAGAAUUAUAUCAUUGGUCCAUAUCCAUCGCUUGAGAACCGUCUCCGACAUGUUAAGUGGCUUUUCACGAGCAAUAAAAUCAAACCAUGUUUGUCAGCAAGCUGUUGGAUUCAUACCCAUUGUGCUUUCAGAGUGUUUCUACCAAAGGCGGCUGGUCCGUCACUAUGUAUAUAUCAAGCUCUGUUUGUAUACUUGGUGCUCUAGACUUUGUAUAUACCAGAUGACGUUGUUGCAAUGUUCUUGUAUGCUAUUAUCUCCAUUAGUGCUAAUCGUCGUGUGAUAAUCCAUAUAACAAUACAGUUUGUGGGAUUACAAUAUUGUUAAGUGAAUAAAUAAUUCUUUAUA
Molecule: messenger RNA, 3541 nt
Organism: Haliotis rubra (blacklip abalone)
Lineage: Eukaryota; Metazoa; Mollusca; Gastropoda; Lepetellida; Haliotidae
Product: otolith matrix protein OMM-64-like
Exons: 7
Coding region: 106-3123 (1005 amino acids)
Source: RefSeq, a predicted model, not a curated record